AAAAAGGGAAAAACAGAGAGAGCUAAGUUCCUCUGUUCACUUACCUCCUCUCUGAAGAGAGAUGGCCGCUCUCAGCAUCGCUAGCGCGAGCGCCAUCGGUCGCAGUACGAAAUCGAGAAGAAGCUGUCCGUCGAGGCGGAGAAUUUCAUGCAUUGGAUGGGACCCAGAAGGGCUGUUGGGCCCGCCCCAGUCUGGCCACAUAGCUCGAAGAGAGUUCCAGAAGCGGCUCGAGAAGGACGUCGAUGCCCGUGAAGCCUUCACCCGCCAAGUCCGCGAAGAACGAGAGCGCCGCCGUGCUCUUCGACAGUCUCGUGUUGUGCCCGAGACUGCUGCAGGGCUGAUUGAGUAUUUCCUCGACACCGAAGCUCGGGAGCUCGAAUUCGAGAUUGCCAGGUUGAGGCCCAGAUUAGACAAGGAAUUUUUCACGCACCUGCAAAACGAACUGGGCCAACUGCGAUUUUCCGUGUCAAGAACCAAGGACAUGGAGGAUAGAUUGAUUGAGCUGGAGGCAAUGCAGAAAGUUCUUCUAGAAGGAACAGAAGCAUAUGAUAAAAUGCAGUCUGAACUUGUACUAGCAAAGCAAAGGCUAGCCAAGAUAUUGCAAUCGGAGGACAAGAAAGCAACUUUACUUGAUAUGGUUGAGCGGAAUGAGCUUGAUAGGUCCUUGUUGGCCCUUCUCGAUGAAAAUAUAGCGAGUGCACACCAGAAUGACCAGGAACAAGUGGCGGAGUAUAUGGAGAAGAUCCGUGCAGCUGUUCUAAAGUACAUAACUGUAUGAUUUCAAAUGCGGAUAUGUAAAUUCCCUGUCAGGAGUUUCAGAUGAGUUUGGCUAAACAAUCACCUACAUUUACAGAUAGCUUGUGUUUUUGUAUGGAAUUUGAAAAUGUCACUGCUGUUUCUCCUGGUGUAAAAGUUCUGUACUAGAGAAUCUCUAUUUCCUCCUUUUCUUGUGACUGAAA
This is a messenger RNA of Magnolia sinica, 959 nucleotides long. RefSeq lists its product as uncharacterized. Bases 62 to 778 code for a protein of 238 amino acids. The transcript has 8 exons. NCBI's taxonomy places the organism in Eukaryota, Viridiplantae, Streptophyta, Magnoliopsida, Magnoliales, Magnoliaceae. Gene Ontology annotation, cellular component: chloroplast stroma. The record is from RefSeq and is a predicted model, not a curated record.